Messenger RNA from Chinchilla lanigera (long-tailed chinchilla), 11534 nucleotides. It is a transcript of the gene Znf469, whose product is annotated as zinc finger protein 469. NCBI's taxonomy places the organism in Eukaryota, Metazoa, Chordata, Mammalia, Rodentia, Chinchillidae. The transcript has 4 exons. The record is from RefSeq and is a predicted model, not a curated record. The coding region runs from base 255 to 10373 and encodes 3372 amino acids.
GCGGUGAUGAGCGCUGCGUCCCGGACCCUGUGCGGCUGCAAGCGGGGGAACAGCGCGGGCCGGAGCGGGAGCCACACAGCCCUGUUCCUAGGCAGUCCCGCAGCGACCCCGCUGAGGCCCUGGCGCCCCAGGCUCCACCCAGGACCAUGAGCACAGGCCUCCCUGGGGCCCCCCAAGGGGUGAUGAUGGCCGCCCAGCCCAUGCCCCACAGCCCCCCUCGGACUGCCGCCUCCUAGCGUCCAGGACCUGGGGCCAUGCCGGGUGAGCGGCCCCACGGAGCGCCGCCCCCUGCCACCACCAGAGACCUGCAUCCCCACCAAGGUGCAGGGGGCCUGCAGCGCCCCUCCGAAGCCUCCCACGAGGACCAGCCCCCCAGCAGCAGGACGGCCCAGGCCACAAGAAGGGCAAGCUGCAAAGCCCUGGCCAGGGACCCGCCCAAGGCCCAGCCAGGGCAGGCUCGAGAGGUGGAGCCCCAGGCCACGCUCCUUCGGCCCCGCCCCCUUCGUGGUCCCCCAGGGAAGGGAGGUGGCCCCCCGACCCCACCUGCAAGGAGCCACCCAGGGGCACAGGUAUGGCUGGCAAACAAGGCAGACAGCAGCCCCCCGCAGCUCUAUGGCCUGGGCAUUGCCAGCCCGAGGGCCAAGCCUGCCCUGGAUGAGCCCCCCGAGGGCUGGCCACGUGAGGCCCCCCAGGACUCCCAAGCAGAAGCUUGCAGCAGGCCCAACCUCUCUGGGGCUGAGGCCCUGCCCACCCCCAAAGAGCUUCACUCACAAAGGUGCUUCCAGGAGGCCCCCUCCAGCUUUACCUCCAGCAACUAUACCUCACCGAGUGCCAGCCAGGGACCCCCUCGGGCCCCGCCGAGCAAUGGUGCCAGCCCCCCAGCACUGGCCUCCAUCCCGGAACUCCAGGCCAGCGGGGCCAGCUCCUGGCCUCUUGCUGCUGAGGACAACUUCCCAGGUGCUAAUUUCGGGGUCUCCCCCACCGAGUCAGAGCCCUUUCAUGAGGGCAGCAGGCCUGGCAGCCCCAGGGGGAGCCCCUUCCCAUACCCACUCCAGACACAGGCCUCCCAUGAGGACACAGCUGGGCAGGGCUAUGCCAAUGGAGCACUGACCUUUUCCUUCCACCAGCCCCUGGGGAGGUGGCCAGAGGUGGCCAUGGGCACCAGCCCUGCCUACCCACUGCCCCCCACACCCUCGCCCCUGACCUGCUGCCCCCGCCAUCCGGGCAGCCUCGAGGCCACUGGCGACAGUGCCGAUGCCCUCUCCCCACCCGGCGCUGCUCCCCUGGCUCCAAGGCCCUUCCCCGACAGUUUGCACAAGAACCUGACUGAAGUCCUCCCUGAAAGACACCCUUCAAGCCAUGAAGGGCUGGGGAGCCCCAGGGCACCCCUAAUCCCUGGUCCCCAAGGGCACUUUCCAGGACAGGGGUACAGAGCUAACAAGAUGGGCAGCAGCCCGGGGCCUGGGGAUGCCGAGCCGGCUACCCCCAGAGCCCUGCCAGCCAGGCUGCCCCAGCUAUGGGACCCCACGGCAGCCCCCUAUCCCGAGCGCCCCGUGCACGCCCCAUCCACCACCGGUGCUACCUUCUUUGAUAGCCCUGGCCAGCAGCUCUGCCUCCCCCAGAGCCCCACAGUGCCCUGGUCCCCCAUGCUCCCCAGCCCUGGGCCGAGCCCCCAUCAGAGGGAAGUGCUGAGCCAGCUGCCAUUCCCCAGGGGGCCCCCCGAGUGGCAGGAGGGCAAGCAGGGAGCUCUGGGUGCUGCCAACCAGAUGCCUGGGCGUGGGGAGACACUGGUAGCCCUGAGAACCAGCCCAGGCCAGCCAGGUAGCUCCCCGGGGCUGCUCCCCUACAGUGGACUAAAGGACCCUGGAGCCCAGGCCCUAUUCUUCGGGAGUACCCAGCCCCAGGUGUCACCCCGAGGGGCCUCGGGCCUGCCCCCACCCAGGGUGGUAGGGGUCUCUCCCAGCGAAUCCCCCCUGCCCUCUCCCGCCACCAACACAGCUGGCAGCAGCACCUGCUCCUCCCUGUCCCCACUGUCCAGCAGCCCAGCCAACCCCAGCUCUGAGGACAGCCAGCUCCCUGCACCCCUGGGGCCCUCGGGAUUCUUCCUCCCAGCCCCCCAGCCUCAGGAGACUGGAAGCCCCUUCCAGUCCCCAGAGCCCCGCAGCACUGGCCCGCCCCACUUCCCACUCACCUCGGAUGGGCUGCGGCCCGAGGGUGCCCUUGAGUUCCGGGAUGUCGAGGGCCAUGGGGCAGGCAGGGAGGGGCUGCAGGGCUUCCCCCAGGGCCCAGCCACCUAUGCCACACACCACUUCCCACUGAGCAGCGCCAGCCUGGACCAGCUGGACGUGCUGCUGACCUGCAGGCAGUGCGACCGCAACUAUAGCAGCCUGGCCUCCUUCCUUGAGCACCGGCAGUUCUGCAGCCUGCUGCUGGCCCGGCACGGGCCCCAGGGGCGCACCACUGCCCCCAAGGCGCCAGCCCCCACACACCCAGGCCUUCUGGGCCACAGCCAGACCAUCCCCUUCCUGCUGGCUGGGGAUGAGCAAACAGAGGGCAAAGACGAUGCCCUGCGGACAAGCUUCCUGCCCAGCCUGGCCGCCCCGCCCUUCCCACUGCCUGCCUCAGACCUGGACUUGGAGGACAAUGCCAAGCUCGAUGAUGCCAAGCUAGACAGCCUCAUCACCGAGGCCCUCAAUGGCAUGCAGGACCCAUCAGACAGCCCCGAGAUUGACAGCAGCUUCAUCGAUGUCUUCGCUGACGAGGACCCUCCAGGCCUCAGGGGCCCUGGUACUGGGAAGCCCCCCAGCACCCGGGCAAGUGCCACCCUGGAGCACCAUGCCCAGCCCCUACCCCCAGCUGGAGGGGCCCUGCAGAAGGCCAGAGCCCCCUGCCCUGAGGACAGAGCCUGCCAAGCCCAGAGUGAGCCCAACACCCCCUGCCUGGGCCCAGCACCCACGGAGGCCACUGCGCCCAGCCCAGGGAGGCAGCCUCGGAGAGGGAAGCAGCUCAAGUUGUUCUGGAAAGAGGUGGAUGCAGCCCACAGCGCCAAGGGACCUGGCAGAGCACCCUGCCCGAGGCCUAGGAGGAGGGGCCGCAGUGCCCAGCAGACCCCACCCCACCCCCGGGACCUCAGAACCCAGGCCAAGGGCCACAUGGACCCCGAUAAGCGUGUCCCCAGGGCCCUCCUCCUCCCUGCAGAGACCAGGAAUGCCAAGGGCCUGAGACUGCCCCCUAGGAAGGACCCCAAGAAGCGGAGGGCGCGGCGGGGCAGCAGCUGGAACAAGGAGCUCAUCCACAAGAUCGUGCUGCAGAAGAACAAACUGUACCGACUGCAGGUGCCCUCACAGGCCCAGCAAGGACGACUGGGGGACUUCAACUGCACCUCCGAAUCCGAGGAGGACAGUCCUGAGCCCAGCGGUCCUGGCCACAGAGGCCAUGCCCGCCAUGGCCGCCGGCAGCAGCGCCUGGGCAGGAAGACGAAGGAAGGGGUUCUGGGCCACGGCCCCAGCAAGACAGGGAGGCUGGGACCUGGUGAAGACAGGGGCUCCCCAGCCCCAGCGCAGCUGCACAGCCCAUCGCACAGCCAGGACAGAGACCCCACGUGGACUGGUCGCCCCACAGGAGCCCCCAAGGACAUCACAACCCCAGAGGAAAGCCAUCCACCUCUGGGCCUCCGCCAGGCAGCCCAAAAGCCUGAAGCUGCUGAAGAGUUGCCGCCUGACACCGCAAAACUCAGAGAGGUGGCCCCCUGGGAGAGAGGACGCCCCAGGCCUCCCACUGCAGAGAGUCCACGGCCGAGCAGAGGAGAUACCAGGAGACCCCAGCCCUCAGAGAGCCACCCCAAAGUGUCACCCAGCAGGACUGUGCCAAGACCAGCAGGGAGUAGUCUGCUGGGUACCCCCAGCCACACAGAGUCCCCCAAGCCCCCUGAUGGAGAAGACGCCCCUGCUUGCCAGCCUAGAGACGCCCAGACGCUGGCUGCUAAUCCCACCAGGGCGGCCUAUUCCAAAAAGGGCAGUCCGAUCUCUAGGAGUUCCGAUCUUGGUUGCAGUCCUGCCCACUUUAACGGACACUCUGUGGGGAUUCCAGCCACCCACAAAGGGGCCCAGCCCCACAGCACGGCCCCUACUGAACUGUUCCUCGAGCCCAAGGACCCAGCUGUGGACACUCCGCCAGUCGGCAGCUCCUACCUUGGCCAGGACCAUGUGGACCCCCUUGAGCCCAAACCACCAAAGAAUAUGCCCUACGCAGCUGAGGCUGACCCAGGCCCAGCCCAGUCACCGCUGACUCUGGAGUCCACGAGCCUCUUCGUCGGGCUACCUGAGGACGGCUUCGACCCACCACUCUACGACAGCCUCUCGCCACACCAGGCCAGCCCCAUGCCGCUGGCCUGUGCCGACCCUCUCCCGAGGAAACCUCUGAUACAGCCACUGUUCCCCCCAUUCCUGCUGCUGGAGGAGGUGUCCCCGAUGCUGCCCAGCCAGUUUCCUGACCUCUCAGGGCCAAAGCCAUUCCAGAAGAAAUGUCCCAGUGAAGAGACGGCUCCCUCAAGCCCCGCACCUGUUCCUGGGAAGAGAACCGAAUACAACGCAGCCUUUAUGAGCAACCUGUCCGAGGAUGAAUUAGAAAUCAAAAGACUGGUCUCUGAAUUGGAAAGCCAGCUGCAAAGGCGGGAGGGCCCACAGGGAGCCCCCAGGGGCCUCAGUGAAGCCGCACAUGCAGCCACGCCAAUGCGGGCCUGCCAAGCCACCCCACCCCACAGUGACGUGGCCCACCACACAGGUCCUGGGGAGUGCAGGCCACACGGGGAAGGUGUGCAAACAGUCAUGUCCCCCAGGAAAGGGGCACUCGGGAGCCCCCAGGGGGAGCAGCCCCCAGCAGCCCCACCCCCUGGUCACCACAAAGACCAGGCUUCGGGGGCUCCUUUGGGGCCCAUGGGGUACAGCCUGUCAGCACAAGAAAGUGGAGGCCACGAGGCCGAAGGAAACAGCAGGGCCCUCCCGGGCACGGGUCUGCCUGACCCCCGUGAGCACCCGGAGGUCCCCCUAGAGGCUGGGGGUUCAGCAGAGCACAGUCCAGGCCAUGACCUUUUAUCUCCCAGAAAAGGCAAGUCACCCAGGACCCAGGAGCUCGGGGGCUCCCCACCGCCGCUUGCCUGGGAACAGAGCAGAGGGCAGCGCCCGGCCACUCCCACACCUGACCAGGGGUUGUGGGCCAGUGGGGCUGUCUCUUUGGAUGUCAUCUCAGCCUCAGAUGCCAGCCACAGCCAUGCUUCCCAGGGGCCAGCUCCCAGGACACGUGGGCCGCCUGGCAUCCUGGCAGAGGGAUCUGCCCUCCAGGGCCGAGAAGGCCCAUCCCACCGUGGACCCCAGGCUGGCCUAGCUUCCAGCCCCUCAUGUCCACUCCAGGUCCUGGGGGCCAGAGCUGAGGGCGAGGAUGGCAUCCAGAUCUCAAAGAAGCCUCCACCUGCCAAUGCCCAAAGCCCUUGGCACAGAGCCCCCCCAGGUGCAGGAGGAGACAGAGUGACAGGUGGCUCUCUUGGGGGUAUGCAGGACAUGGCCGCCUCCACAGCAACGGAGGCAGACACACAGCUGGGCUCCCCUGGCCAGGCCAAGAAGCCUAAGGCCCAAGGCAAAGCCCACCAUGGCCUGCCUGAUGCCUGGUGGAGCACAGGGGCACCAAGUAACAGUGCCAAGGCCACCGCCCUUCCCGGAACACCCAGGCUGGCUGGGGCCACAGCUGGGCUCCAGGGAGGCAGCACAGCCUCAGGCCUUCGGGAGCGGGCGCAACCAGCCCCUGGCCCUCAGCACCCCUUGGAAACAGCAGCCUGCACCCAACGGGGGCCUGAGGAUAGGCCCCUCAGGGAGGUGGCCUGUCCCGCACCCCCCACUGGGGGCCCAACCACAGCCACCCCUGCCCCCUGCAGCCUCGAGCACACACCCCAGGAAGCCCUUCCCUCUAUGUCUCUGGGAGGGACCAGCUGGCCCCAGGCCCCUGUGGGGGCCGGGGAUGCAAGUCCCCCAUCUUUGAUGACAAGCCUCUGUGGCCUUGAGAAUGUCCCGCCUCCCACUCUCCUGGGGGCCAGCAGCCCCAAAGACUGGCCAGGCCUCAGCAACAUCCUAACCCCAACCACCACCCAGAGCCAGGAUGGUCCUGGCAGCAGCAAGUCAAGAACCCUAGAGGAUUUCAGAAGAGAGCCUGGGUGCUCUCUGACCUGUGCCACCUCACCUCGACCAGGAGCACCCGCAGUCACCAAGGAACGUGAUGCAGAGAUUGUCCCCACCAACCCUGGUGUAAAGGCAGUCGGGGAGCCACGGGUGCUGGAUGCCACCUCACAUCCUCCAUGCCUCACCCCUCACCUUGGCCACAGGGAUGGCCACAGCAUCGUGGCCACACACACAGACCCCACCUCAGUGGGCUGCACACAGCCAUGCCCCUUCCCCUGCCUGGAGAGGGAGGCGGAGGUCAUCAGUGAGGGACAGGAGGAUGUAGGGACUGGUGUGACACAGGUGCCCACAGCCGGCCCCCAAGGCCUGACUGCAACCUGCUCUCCCCCAGCUGCCUCACCCAGCAAUGGAGCCAGUGACUCUGGGUCCAAAUCCCCCCAAAGCCACAUGGGGGUCCCUCACCAGAUGCCCCAGAUGGACCCCCUCAGUUCCCCGGACCCCAAACAGAAACCCUACGGCUUUAAAAAGAAGCCAGAGCCCGCAGAGAAAGGGAUACCACCUGUCCCCUGUGUUACCUGCGAGAUCUGCUCAGCCUCUUUCCGCUCAGGGCCUGGCCUGAGCCGGCACAAGGCCAGGAAGCACCGACAGCAGGGAGGCACCACUCCGCGGUGCAGGGCACCUGGGAAGAAGAGCCGCAGGACACCUGGCAAGGACAGACCAAGUCACACUUUGAUGCUCCCCAGCCACCCUGCUGGACCAUCUCACCCACAGGGCUCCACAGCACCUGAGGGCUCCACGGGUCCUGAGACAGAGCAGAGGGCUAAAAGGGGCCCCAGGGUACCAGACCAUCCCCUUAACCAGCAACUGCAUACUGUGAGCCUGACGGAGCCCGGGGAAGCACCGAAGCCCAGACACGCCCAGCCAGAGGCAAACAAGCUGCACCCCAGACAGACAGAGAGAAGAGAAGGGCAGAGGCGAAGCCGGGGGCCCAGAGACUCCCCUAGCACCGCAGCCCCAAAACUGCAGGAGAAUGUGGGAAAGGGCCGAGCCGGGAGGGCCCGGGCAGAGCAAAGGACGGCAGACCGGCGCCACUCCAAGCCGUCCAUGGCCACUGCCAGCUGCGCACCAGAGGGACAGCAGAGGGGAGACGGACGGCCUGGGAUCCCAGAGGACGCCGCAGAUGACCCUGGCCUGGGGGAGCCUUGUGCAGCGGACACCACACCCCAGAAGUCCCCAGGUGAUAAGAGGAGCCCCGCAGGAAGGGCAGACGGGGUGUCCCCUGGGGAACUUCCCAAGGGGCGGAAGGGAGCCCCAGCAAGGGGGCUCUGGGAACCCACAGUGGCCAAGACAUCGCAUGAGGACCCAUUGCACGCAUCUGCAGGAGAAGUUGCAGAGGACUGCGCAGGGGCCAGGGGCCAGCCAGGCCACAGCCUUAGGGCAGGGACGCUUGUCCUUCCUGCAGCGUCCAGUUCUGACACUGGCGGCACCGUUCUCAGUGGCCCACAGGGUCUCCUGGAUGCCCCAGCAGCCCAGGGUGGGGACUCUCCGAGUGUGCUUGAUGAGGACGUGUCCUUUGCCCAGCUCUUCCCGCCUGGUGGCCGCUUCGCCAGGAAGAAGAACCCCCGGGUCUACGGGAAGCGCUGCAGGAGGCUGCGGUGCUGGCCGCCCACCGAGGCACUCAGCCAGGCCAGGGGGGACCCUCCGCCCUCCGCCCAGCUGCCCACGGAUCUCAGCGACUCAGGCUCCCUCUGCCUGUCCUGUGAGGACCUGUGGGGUAACGAGCCCAUGGAGCUGCCUGAGCCUUGGCUGCUAGAAGGGGCACUGAGCAGCAGCACCCCAGGCCUCAGCCUCUGGGCCCUGGAGCCCGGCAGGGAGGCCAGCUGUGUAGACAAGACACCCCCCUGCAGCACUAGCAACGAUCAGGCAGAGACCAUCCCUGAGCUACACAGGAUCCCUGGAGCCUGGCAAGGCCUGGGGCUACAGGUACCCCCACCAGAGCCACCCGGAGAUGUGAGCCCAGAGCCCCCCAACCUGGAGAGAGAGGGCUACGAGGAGGGGCUGUCCAGAAACGUGGAAGACUUGGAGAUGGUCAGGACCACCCUGGAGGCAGAGGACCUGUGCUUCCCGGGACCCUGGGAGGACCCUGCCCGUGGUCCCAGCACCACCAGCACCUUGGACCUCCAGGACAGAGAGGGGCCGGCCCUGGGCAGGAAGGGCUCCUUCAAGUGCCGCGUGUGCUUCCGGCGCUUCCAUGGGCUGGGCGAGCUCGACCUGCACCGCCUGGCUCACAGCGCGGCACCGCCCCCCACCUGCUAUAUGUGCGUGGAGCGCAGGUUCGGCUCUCGCCAGCUGCUGCGCGAGCACCUGCAGGAGAAGCACGUGCAGGGCCAGGCGGGGCCGUGGGCCUGUGGCAUGUGUCUAAAGGAGGUGGCGGACAUCUGGAUGUACAACCAGCACCUGCGCGAGCACGCUGCCCUCUUCGCACGCAAGGGGCAGGCUCGGCGGGCCCGGGGCGAGCUGUCCGCGGGCUCAGGGGACGAGGGAGCCUCGGCAGAACGAGCUACACCCCAACGGGGGGCAGGAGGGGCGGACGGGAGGGGUGGAGAGGUGGCCCCGAGGGACAGGGCCGAACCUGCCCCCUCUGAGAGCCCUCACGGCGCCUCGACGCCGCCCAGCGUGCCCGGCGGCGACGGCCGCGCCUCCCCGAGCCCGUGUCCGGAGCCCCGGCAACACAGCGAGCCCCAGCUCCGCGUCGGCCCGGUGCACGCGGACUGCAAAGACCCGUCCCGCGACUGCCACCACUGCGGGAAGCGCUUCCCCAAGCCCUUCAAGCUGCAGCGCCACCUGGCGGUGCACAGCCCACAGCGCGUCUACCUGUGCCCGCGCUGCCCCCGCGUCUACGCCGCGCACCGCGAGCUGCGCGCGCACCUGGGCAGCGCGCACGGGGUGGUGGGCCCCGGUGCGGACGGGCCCGUGUCCCCAGGCAGCCCGGCCCUGCCCCGCCUCUGCCCACAGGCGGCCCCCGGCACCGCUCGGGCCCAGGAGAGUCUCGAGGACACUGCGGGCCGCCCAGGCCCACCCACGGCCAGCACAGACCCUCCACCCCCAGCUCUGUCCCCUCUCCCUGAUGCCCAGCCGGAAAGCAGCGAGGGCCGAGAGCCAGACCAAGCCUCGGAGAGGCCGGAGGACGAGGCUUCCACAGGCAGCUCUGGGCCUGGGAGACAGCAGGCUCCCCACCUUGCCUCAGGGAAACGCGGGACCCUGGGGGACCGUGGCAGGUGCGCCCGCGACCUGCCCCUAGGAGAGCCCUCCCUGUCCCUGAAAGAGAAGCAGGUGUCACCUUGCCAUGUGGCGCCUGAGGGGGGCACAGCCGGGCCCUCCCACGACGGUGGUGCCACCAAGCUGGGGGCUUGCCAGAGUGCAUCGAAGCCCAGGCCGGGGGCGACCACCUCUAGCAGGGCGCCCAAGCUACCAGGACAACCAAGGAAGCCCACACACAUUGGGAGCCCAGCUCCCGGAGAGCUGGCCCCCGGCCCUGAAAACAGGAGGAAGCCUGCCACCCCCAAGGCCAGGCCUAGGCCUACCUCCCAGGGCAGUGGGGGGGCACGCCCUGGCACCAAGACCUCAGGGGGCAGCCAGCCGCAGCCGGCCAGCGGGCGGCUACAGAGUGAGACAGCCAUCACCCCGGCCAAGCCCCGCGGCCCGAGCCAGAGCCCCGCACCACUCCCGCUCCCACCUCGAGCCCAGGCCCGGGGCAGCCCCAAGGGGACCCAGGCGUGUGCAGGUCCCCAGGAAAAGGCAGAGGGCAGUGAGAAGAGGAGGAAGGGGCCAGGCCCAGUGAAGCGGGAAAGCACAGGGAGCUCAGGCAGAACCCCCCCAGCCCCCAACAGGCCUCCCCGGGCCCCCCGGAAGCAGGCCACCCCUAGCCGGGUGCUCCCCACCAAGCUCAGGCCCAGCGGUCAGAUCAGCAAGAUGAGGCCUCAGCCCUGGGACGCUCAGAAGGGGGAGCCUGGCCCAGGCCACCAGAGGGAGGUGCUGAGCAAGGCCUUCCCCCAGGCAAGGAGGGGCAGGUCUGUCCCUAGUACCAGGCCCGCGGCGUUCCGAGACCACCGGACCGCUGAGUCCCAGAGCGACCUCCUUAGCCAGCUCUUUGGGCAGAGACUGACCAGCUUCAAGAUCCCUCUCAAGAAGGACACUUCCGAGUGAUGUAUAAGCAGUGCCCAGCACGGAGCCUGGGCCCCAGCGAGGCUCCUGGUGGUGGCUGCUCCGCACCUGAGGUGGCGCACUUCGGGGCCCCCCACCCGCCUCACCCCACCGACACUCCAAUGGACCGGUGAAGGUCCGUUUCUUGCCAGAAGGCUGAGAGUGAGGGAUUGGCCCGCUGCAGCCCUGUUGAGACUACACAGCUGUUUUCUUGGUACUAAGUACUUGAAAGAGCAGCUCGUGCCCUGCCCAGCCCCAUGUGCCGCAGGCUUGGCAGCAUAUGCUGCAGACCUCGUCGGAAGAUUUGCACAGAGUCCCCCGUCACCAAGCAGGGAAGUAAGUGCGGGCAGUUGACCAGAUGGUGGCCUUUCCCUCGUAGUCUUGCUGCUGCUGGAAUUCCAAAGUGCCCUUAGGAAUCCCAUCGGGCGCCCAGGGCUCUCCAUGUGGACCACUUCUGAGCCACCUGAUCCCCAAGAGCGCCAGCCCUCCGCCCCCCUGACCACAGGAUCAUGCCUUCCACUGGCCACAAUGCGGAUGCUUCUGGGGCCCCUGCUUCCCCAGGGAACACGGAGAGAGCCGCUGCCCCUCCGGGGCCCCUCUCUGGAGCCCUCCUCCCCACGGAGCCCUGGGCUGUGUGCAUCCUCAGUCCUGCUCAGAAGCUUCUGGUGCUAUUUUCAUAUUGUAAUGUGAAUACUGGGUUCUCCUGAAACAGGAGGGGGCGGGGAGACAGCGCUGGGAAGACUGGAGGAGGCUGCAGCCAGAGCACGGAGACAACAUCCCAGGGUUUCCCACAGGCCUCCUUAGUAGCCCAUCCCGGGUCCCCCAGACGGAACCUGCCAGGUACCCACAUCCUGGCCCAGCACCCCACCAGGAAGGGCAGACAGGAGGGCCUGAGAGGCGCCAUGCUCUUCGGGGAAUCUCAGAUUCACAGCUUGUUUUGUUCCGUUUUUAGUUUUUAACGUGGGUGCAAUGUGUAUGUGAAAGGUUUCAUUUUGACAUUUUGAAAGACACCACAUGGGGCCCAGGCUGCCCCCCCAGAAGGUGCUAGGGCCUUGUAGACAGCCUCUUUCUCACAGACGAAGACAGGAGAGGGGCCUCAGGCCAAGCUGUAAUAACCACAGCCAGCUCAUCUUUCUGAAUAUAUUCCCACUAUUUUCACACAAA